AGCUCACACAAAAAAAACCCUCUACAUCGCUAACCCUUGUUUCUUUUGUCUCCCCUAUCUUUUUUUCACUCUCUCUCUCUCUCACUCUCUCUCUCUCCCUCUCUCUCUCUCCCUCUCUCUUUUUCCCUCUCUGUUUGUUUUUGCACUGCACUCUGACCAGACCCGGGUCUCUCCUCCACAGCAGAGUUCAGCAAUUGCAACUACAAUGACUGCGGUGGCUUCUCUGCAGUAAGCAAACAAAGGUUAUGCUGCCCAAAAGCUGUCUGAGUCCCAGUGAGAAAGAGAAGGGCUAAAGCCAAAAAAAAAAAAAAAAAACCCCCAAUCCAAAUCAGCUUUCCGGAGCCUCUCCUCCAGCAGCAGCAGCAGCAGCAGCAGCAGCGGCGGACUCCACUGUGCAGAGCCAUGAGCAACCCCAGCGCUCCCAACCAGAUUACAGACGCCGUGGCAUCGGUUAUUCACAGCCCCGAGGCUUCAUCUGCCUCGUCAUUACAAGGGACUCCGCGCCCGAAGGAGGAAGAGGACGAUGGAGACCUGAACAAAGCUUUGGGAGUCCAGCGCUUCCAGCAGAUCCUCAGCCCCUCCGCCGUCGUUCCUGACGAGCAGCACCACAGCUACCAUGAGGAGGACAUCGAGUAUCACCGUCACUCCUCUCACCACAUCCACCGACCUCUGUCCAAACUGCCCCCCGAGGGACGAAGGAAGAGGAGCGGCAAGAAGAGGAGAAAGGACAAGGAUUCGAAAAGUAGCCACGCUCCCAGCAGCGGCCCCAUAGAGGAGGGAGAGGACGAAGAGGACGAGGAAGAGGAGGGGGGCACGGAGACGACCUCUGUGCCGUCUGAGUCCGAGAAAGUCAAAGAUGUGGAGUUCUUCGUUUCUGAUGAAGACCAAGUGGCCAAACGGGGGAAAGACAGCCCUCGAUCGGCCCGUGAUCUCGAUAUCGUACCUCAAUCUGGUUUGGCAACAGAAUCUGAAGAUGCAUCUUCAACCGAGCCGGCUUCAUCCCCGACGCUCUCCGCCUCUCCCCCGUCGGCUCCAGCUGAACACAUCCCGCUGGCCCGGGUCUCCUCCGCCGGCCGCAGCUACGACCUCCAAGAGCGCCGCCGAACGGGCAACAUGACGGGCGCCGAACAAGCCAAGUACCAGCGCAUCCCCACCGAUGAGAUCGAGGCGGAGACCCUCGCCUCCGCAGACCUGGACGGCAUCAAGAGUCACCGAUUCGAAGAUGUCCCCGGCGUGCGCAGACACCUGGUCAGAAAGAGCACCAAAGGACAAGUGGUGCACAUGGGCAAAGACCACAAAGAGCCCAGCACUCGCAACCGUAAGCAGGACCGCACCCCACAUGAGGUGUUUGUGGAGCUGAACGAGCUGACUAUGGACAAGAACCAGGAAAUGCAGUGGAAGGAGACGGCUCGAUGGAUCAAGUUUGAGGAGGACGUGGAGGAGGAGACGGACCGCUGGGGGAAACCUCACGUGGCUUCGCUUUCUUUCCGAAGUUUGCUGGAGCUCCGGAAAGCCAUCUCCCAUGGUGCGGUGCUGCUGGACCUGGACCAGAAGACCCUGCCUGGCAUCGCCCACCAGGUGGUAGAGCAGAUGAUUAUUUCUGAUCAGAUCAAAGCUGAGGACCGGUCCAACGUCCUGAGAGCCCUGCUGCUGAAACACAGUCACCCGAGCGAUGAGAAGGAGCACAGUAGCCCUUUCCCCAGAAACAUCUCAGCAGCCAGCCUCGGUAGUCUGAUAUCCCACCACCACAAUGCCAAUCACACCCAUCAGCCCGAGCCGUCUGUCACCGACCCCCUCAUGGGCACCGUCCACGUCGCCGGGGAAACGGAAACGCGUAUCGAAGUGGAGAAGAACGAGGUGCAGCAGAAGGAGCCGAUCAUGGUUCCAGGCAUGCAUCGAUCCAAGUCGAAACAUGAGCUGAAGCUGCUGGAGAAGAUCCCAGAAAACGCUGAAGCCACUGUUGUCCUUGUGGGCAGCGUGGACUUCCUGGAGCAGCCCACCAUGGCGUUUGUGCGGCUGCAGGAAGCCGUGGAGCUGGAGUCGGUCCUGGAGGUUCCCGUCCCCGUCAGGUUCCUGUUCGUUCUGCUCGGACCCCCAACGACCAGCAUGGACUACCACCAGAUAGGACGCUCCAUCUCCACGCUCAUGUCUGACAAGCAAUUCCAUGAAGCGGCCUACCUGGCGGACGACAGGCAGGAUCUGCUGAACGCCAUCAACAGCUUCCUGGACUGCAGCAUCGUGUUGCCGCCUUCAGAGAUGGGCGGCGACGAGCUGCUGCGCUCCGUAGCUCGCUUCCAGAGAGAGAUGCUGCGGAAGAGAGAGGAAGAGGAAGUCAAACUGUUGGCUAAAGAGCCCAAAAGCCUUGAAGAGAAAGUGGCUCUCCUCACACCUUCCAAAAAGUCAGACGACCCUUUGGAGCGAACCGGACGGCCCUUCGGCGGGUUGAUCCGAGACGUGCGACGCCGUUACCCGAAGUACCUCAGCGACUUCAAAGACGCCAUGAACAGUCAGUGCAUGGCUGCCGUCAUCUUUAUCUACUUUGCCGCCCUUUCUCCAGCCAUCACAUUCGGAGGCCUGCUGGGUGAGAAGACUGAAGGUCUGAUCGGUGUUUCGGAGCUGAUCGUGUCGACGUCGGUGCAGGGUGUGAUCUUCUGCCUGCUCGGAGCGCAGCCGUUACUGGUUGUUGGCUUUUCUGGACCCUUGUUGGUUUUUGAAGAAGCCUUUUAUAGUUUCUGCAAAUCGAACAACAUGGAGUACCUGACGGGCCGCGUCUGGAUCGGGUUUUGGCUCAUCAUCAUCGUCAUCAUCACGGUGGCCUUCGAGGGAAGCUUCCUGGUCCGCUUCGUGUCCCGAUUCACCCAGGAGAUCUUCUCCUUCCUCAUCUCCCUCAUCUUCAUCUGCGAGACCUUCAUCAAGCUCGUCAAGAUUUUUAAGGAUCACCCGUUGCAGCGCUGCAAGAUUAGCGCGGAUGACAACAGCACAGAUGCGGACAAUUCAGCGGAGAAUAUCACUGUGGUGCUUAGCAACAGCAGCGAGCCUGUGACGCUACAUGUCACCGGUGAACCCAACACUGCGCUGCUCUCUCUGGUGCUCAUGGCUUCAACGUUUUUCAUCGCUUUCUACCUGCGCAAGUUCAAGAACAGUGCUUUCUUUCCUGGAAGGCUUCGCAGGAUUAUUGGAGAUUUCGGUGUUCCCAUCGCCAUCCUCAUCAUGGUCCUGGUGGAUUACAGCAUAUCAGACACAUUCACACAAAAACUGAGCGUCCCCCGAGGUUUCUCCGUGACGAGCCCCAGUAAACGCGGCUGGAUCAUCAGUCCUCUGGGCAGCGACGGUGAAUUCCCCAUCUGGAUGAUGUUUGCUUGCUGUCUGCCCGCCUUGCUGGUGUUCAUCCUCAUCUUCAUGGAGACGCAGAUCACUACCCUGAUUGUGAGUAAGAAGGAGCGGAUGCUGGUGAAGGGAUCCGGUUUCCAUCUGGACCUGCUGCUGAUCGUGGUGCUCGGCGGCAGCUCGGCUCUCUUCGGCCUGCCGUGGAUGGCGGCCGCGACCGUCCGCUCGGUGACCCACGUCAACGCCCUCACUGUCAUGAGUAAGGCCGUCGCCCCCGGAGACAAGCCUCGCAUCCAGGAAGUGAAGGAGCAGAGGGUGACGGGGCUGCUGGUGGCCAUCAUGGUUGGUAUGUCCAUCGUGAUUGCCGACCUGCUGCGUAAAAUCCCCCUGGCCGUGCUUUUCGGUAUCUUCCUCUACAUGGGUGUGAUGUCUCUGAACGGUAUCCAGCUCACAGAGCGUAUGAUGCUGCUGCUAAUGCCACCAAAGUACCACCCGGACCACACCUACGUCCGCAAGGUCCGUACGCUGCGCAUGCACCUGUUCACGAUCAUCCAGGUGGUGUGUCUGGCUGCUCUCUGGGCCGUUAUGUCGACUCAGGCGUCGCUGGCCUUCCCCUUCGUCCUCAUCCUCACCGUCCCUGUGAAGAUGUUCCUGCUGCGCCGCAUCUUCACCACCAGAGAGAUAGCAUGUCUGGAUGCGGACGACGCAGAGCCGAAGUUCGACGAGCGCGAUUGUCACGACGAGUACUCGGAGAUGCACAUGCCCGUAUAACCCUCGUAUCACCACUUACCUCCUCUUCUUUUUAGUGGACACCAAAAUCCGUCACUCUACCAACCGAUGACGCCUGGGGAUCCGUCGACGUUUGAGCCCCUCGAACUUGAAAACACUCUCUGACGCCACAUCACUGUGCACAGCUGUUGUUGACCCUCCUCCUCCUCCUCCGCUUCUUCAUCAUCAUCACGAACGUUUGUCGCAGGUCAAAGGUCAAAAGGUUUCUCUAUAUAUAAGUUCUCUCACCAAUAAGAGCACAUUUAGGGGCUUUUAAAGUCGGUUAGCAGCACUUUGUGGCACAAACGAUGAACUUCAGAGGAGCUCAAACAGUCACUAUCAUGUGUUCAUUCAUCAUAUACCUUCUUUUUUUUUUUUUUUUUUUUUUUAAAACAUAUAUUUCAGGGGACAAGAGAUUCCAAAUCAAAUUAUGUGAUCUCGAGAUGGUAAUUAAUCAUGAUUACAGUAGAUAGAUGUGCAAACUGAUUCUUUUUUUUUUUUUUUUAUUUAGCCCUGAAAGGUUGCCGCUGAUUCACAUUGAAUAUGUGGAGGAUAUAUAUUGGAGACAUUCCUCAUAUAUAUAUUAACGUGCUGAGUUAUAUAUUGCUAAUUAAGUUUGUCGCUUUUUUUUUUUUCUUUUUCAUGUUUUUUGCUCUUUUUAAGCUCACCAAGCGCCUUAUGAAGGAAAUAAAAAGGUAUACCUAGAGGUGUUUUUUCCCCUCAUCCUGUCUGAUUUAUAGACAGCUGAUCACUUUACCCGCCUCCCGAAGCUCGUAGCACUUUUUAAAAAAACAAAAAUAAGACACCAAAUCUGAACAAUGACUGUAUUUUAUGUGAUCAUUUUAUCUGCUUAGUGUCUUCUCAUAGCCUUUAAAUAUCAAUACUGCUUUAGUUUGGACUAUUUGUGAUUGUUUUUUGGGUUUUUUUGGGGUUUUUUUAGCCUUUUUGUCCUCGAAAUGCAGCAUUUUUAGAUGAUAGUUGAGCCUUUAAAUCUUUAAAUCGAAAGUAUUUACCUGUAGUGACUUAAGUUCACCAGCAGAGGGAGAUAUCAGUCAUGAU
This is a messenger RNA of Scomber japonicus (chub mackerel), 5154 nucleotides long. RefSeq names its product solute carrier family 4 member 2b (gene slc4a2b). The record is from RefSeq and is a predicted model, not a curated record. Lineage: Eukaryota; Metazoa; Chordata; Actinopteri; Scombriformes; Scombridae. Gene Ontology annotation, molecular function: solute:inorganic anion antiporter activity; monoatomic anion transmembrane transporter activity. Gene Ontology annotation, cellular component: basolateral plasma membrane; plasma membrane; apical plasma membrane. Gene Ontology annotation, biological process: monoatomic anion transport; bicarbonate transport; regulation of intracellular pH.